Cryptotermes secundus is the source of this 3663-nucleotide messenger RNA. Its product is annotated as F-box/LRR-repeat protein 2. NCBI's taxonomy places the organism in Eukaryota, Metazoa, Arthropoda, Insecta, Blattodea, Kalotermitidae. Gene Ontology annotation, biological process: SCF-dependent proteasomal ubiquitin-dependent protein catabolic process. Gene Ontology annotation, molecular function: protein binding. The record is from RefSeq and is a predicted model, not a curated record. Bases 1709 to 3172 code for a protein of 487 amino acids. Gene Ontology annotation, cellular component: SCF ubiquitin ligase complex. The transcript has 2 exons.
UAAACAGUCCACAUGGCCCUGAAAAAGUACCACCAAUCAAACCACAUGCUCAUGUGCACUGCCAUGAUAACCUAAAAUCUCACAGACCUUUAUUUUUCUAGAGAACAUGACACAAAAUAAUACCUUCUGAAAUUCAAAAAUAUGAAAUCUUACUGCUGGAUAUGCUUAUUUUUCCUAAUGGUUCCUAAGUGUGUAACUUUCUUCUUGAGGAGGUACUUGGAAAGUGUACCAGUUACUGGUUACGCUCAUGUUCAAGCCUUCAAUAUCACCAACAAAUCUCUGUUCUGUGAGUACUUCAAAUUUCAUGACAUCAUUCAUAUAAUAUUCUCUCUUCAUCCCAAGAUAGAAGUUCCCAAGCACAGCCAUGAUCUUGUUGCUUGCAGUUUCUGCUGGAUCUCCCUAUCUGUUAUAUUGAACAGUGAACAAUUUUUUGUAGACAUAUAUGUUCACAUAGUCUACAGUCUCCUCAACAGCAGUCACAUAAACCAUCAUGUGGUGCAGAAUUUUCGUCUGUAGUUCUCUUGCAGCUGCUGCUGGCCCAGGCUAAAUUUCUGGUAUGUUCUUACUUACAGUUAAACUCAAUUAAAAGAAUAAUUUUUUACUCCGUGUUAUAUCUUCCAAUGUACCAAUUACUGCCUUGCCUUAUACAGCUGCUCGUAGUCUCCAAGUAUGCUCCCCAGUCUUACUUGAUUCGGAAUCACUACUCAUGGGCUGGGGUGGCUCAUUCUGUACAGCAAUGGGUUAUGGGCUGAAUGGCCUAGGCUCAAUUUCCAGGAGUGCAAUAUUUCUCUCUUCUCCAUAGUGUUCCAAGGCCAAGAAAGUGCAGCGACAACUUUACCUUACCACUAUGAGUGAUAAUCUAACCAUCCCACUGACUCAGUGUCCCUUCCAGGGCAUUAUGACCCUGUUGUCAGGUAAUUCCAGAAUUGUUCUGUUACAUUUUGCCCUUAAAAGUAACAUUGUCAAAUUUUCCAUUUCAAAGAUACUUCAAACAGCUACAAAGUAAACCAUGAAAAGGCAAAAGUUUACUUACAUGUACUGGUGUGCUGCAAGCGACUCUUACAUCAAGCGUAACAUCUCUACCAUAAAUAACGCACACAGUACACCACCACACCCACUUCAAUGUUAAUGUAAAACUAUCAGUACUACACUACGUUAAGAAUGAAAGAUACGAGUAUGUGCGGUUUAUUUGAUGGCGAAAAAUAAUUUCGUCUCAAUCUUCAAGCAAUCGGUUUGAAUUUUUAAGGUAAAUAAGGAUCUAUAACGUUAAAAUACAAGACGUGUUUCUAACCUAUGUAACGUCAUACUAAUAACAAAUCAGAUUCAUAUUGCAACUAGAAACAACUUACAUAUAUCACAGUGUCCUAGUUACAAUGUAAAUACAAAAUAAAACUUUACAUAUAAGUGGUUUUCGCCGUUUUCUGGUACUAAUGCAAGAUUCGAUAUGUCAUACCCUGUUCCAUAUCAUACACGCCCACUGCAACUCUGUGACCUUUCAACAUGUUCCGGAGUAUGGCGCAAUUCUGUUAGCCAUAUAAAACGGAUGAGAAGACACUUUAUAUCAUGGACAGUUCUGAUGUUCUGAGCAUAUGUGUGUUUAAUCAGUGAGAAAUUCUGUUCGGGCAUCUUCACUGUUUCAGUAGCAGCAAGAGAAAACCAGUGUUUCAGUCUGGUGAUUGUGGAGCUGUUCUCCCCUCACCCCUCCACAAUGGCUUCUGGGAAACAUUUUACAGAUUUACCAGAUGAGCUGUUGCUGAUAAUUUUCUCAAACUUGAGUAUUGAAGACCUUGCAAUGUCUGUACAACAUGUUAAUUCACACUGGAAGAAUGUCUCACAAGAUGAUUCACUAUGGGAAUACCAAACCUUUAGUCCUGGGUGCAAGAUGAGCGAUGAGGAAAUAUCAAGACAUCUAAGGAAUAUGCCAGCACUACGAUCGUUCUGUCCAAGUAGAGGAACAAACACGAAAGUCGUUGAUACACUGUGCAAAUAUUGUAGAGAUAUUCGACACAUAUACUUUGGAUAUUUCCACAAGCUGAGUAAUUCAACAUUGCAUCAGAUUCUUAAAAAAUUUCCCCAUAUAGAGGAGCUCGUUAUCCCUCUUCCCAAAGUAACAGAUCAAUUACAUUUUGCAGAGCUAGUUGCACAGUUUCAAAAACUGACAACAUUAACUUUUACCAGCCACUGUCUUUCCACAGUUGCAAGUGGGGUACUCAGAGCAAUUGCUGAUGGAUGUCCAUCUCUACAAUGCGUAGAUAUGGGAUUCACUAAAUCCCAAACUAAAGACAUUGAAUAUUUUCUGGAGAAAAAGGGGCGACAGCUUUCAUCUUUCUCAGUUAGAAGCUACAUAUCAACUGUAGCUCACAAGCUCUUAACAGAAUGUUCAAAUUUGGAAUCUCUCACUUAUCACAAUUUAAAUGUAGAUCUGCCAAAUACAUACAUACAAUCUCUCUCAAAAUUGUCAGAAAUGCGCAAGUUGGUACUUAGGUAUUUUAGAGAAUGUCAAACACGAAAUGUAUCCAGUAUAUUUAAGAAUCAGUCAAUGUCUAAAUUAAUUACUUUAUACUUAUAUGACUCUGAUGAUUUUGAUGGUUCAUCAUUAGCUGUGAUUUUGACAAACUGCCCUCAACUCCAAAGACUUGCUGUUCAUGAGUGUGGACUUACAGAUGAUGGUUUCCAGUAUACUGGUCCCUGUAAGAAUCUACAAUAUCUUGAUAUUUAUCGUUGUAUAUUAAUAACAGACAAAAGCAUGGAAUAUGUUGGUGCUCAAUGUCCAAACCUCAGGCAUCUUUAUGUUGCACAUUGCUACCAGCUGACAAACAAAGGCAUUGAAUAUGUUUGCUUAGGCUGUCAGAAACUGAAGUACCUUAGUAUUCAAAGUUGUCCUAAAAUAACAGAUGAUGUGAUGGAACACAUAUUCAAAUGCAAACAGCUGGAGGUUCUUGAACUUUCACACACUUCUCAUCUAUUAGGAAUUAAUUUUCAUCUGAUUCCAUCCACUCUUGUCCAUUUGACAGAACUCCAUGUUCAUGAUUGUAGUUCAUUGGAUAAGAAAUGUAUGGACAAACUUAAAGACGAAAUGCCACAUCUGUUAAUUGCAGGAAUUUAUACCAGGAAUGAGGAAACUGAUGUUAACCUAGCCGAUGCAAAUUUCUUCAUUUCUCAGUUACUGUGAAAAUGGUGUGUGUAGUGAAGUAAAAUGUGGUGGUCUACAAAACAUGUAAUCCUGAAGAAAAAUUAUUUCUGCGAAAUAAUCUACACUAUAUAUAUAAAUAAUCAUUCUGAAGUCAGUUGUUUGAAUAUAGUUAGAUUUCUUGUUUUUAUCUAUACAUUAUAUGAUGUUUUACUUCCUUAUAAUGAGUUCAGAAUUAUGGACACAUUCUUUUCAGAGACUGAAAUUGUAUGUGAAUGCACAUUUGCUCAUUGUAAUUUUUCAAUAAAAACAAACAUGAAACAGAAAAUUAGCACUUUGAAAACCGGUAGCAUAAUAUUAUGCUUUUCGCUUUUAAACUUGGCAGACCGGUUGCAUAAUAUUAUGAUUUUAGGACAUGUUAUGUUGAAACACACUAUACCUUGUACUGGCGCCAGGCAGAUGCAUGACUGGUGCGUGAUAGACCUCUUGAAUGUUUGCUUCGUAGUCAGCAACAUGACCCAACUGUUUUCCUU